GUGACUGGUGUGGAAAUUUCCGAACGGUAAAUAAAGCCAUGACGUCAUACUGCGUCAUACAGGAGUGACGCGUUAGACAAGAUGGCGACAGGCAGAUAGGAUGAUUCGUCCAAAUUUUUCUCCAAGUUUUUAGGUGUUGGUCAGUUCCACCUGCACUGAUGACAGGGGACCAUGGCACCUGCUGAUGAUGACAGCACCCUGGAACAGGAGCUACAGGUGCUGUUUAAGAAGUUAAGAGUGGACCUGGAUGGAAAUGCUGUGGGGAUCACAUCUUUGAACCAUGACUCAGAACAAGAUGAAAGGAGACACAGGAAGACCAAGGGAACUCCUGGACACAACAGUGGUAGAAAAUGCCUCCCCUCCAGACCUCAGAGUCGUAGAAUGGAACCGUACCCUUCAGACGGGUUAGAUGUACAAGUCCUGAGAAAACUCAGGAUUUCCUCAUCACAGGAGGCACACAGAAGGACUUCUGGGAGUAAUGAUGAUAAUGUCAACAGCAAAGAAGGGCUAAAACUUGCAGGAAGUGUAAAAACAAAGGAUACAUGUAACAUAGAGUCCAAUGCUGUGCCUAAGACAGAGAUAAAGUUUUUGAGUCUAGACAAGCCUAACUGUGAAAUAGGAGAGAAAGGUACAAGAUGUUUACCAAAAGGCCUGAAGGUAGAGGAAGGAAAAGAUAAAGCUGCUGUUAAACCUUCCUUCAAGACUUCAGGUAAGAUACUCAAUUUUGAAAGAGUGGUUAAAGAACACAAGUGUAAAGAGGCCUCAUGCCUCUGCAAGUGUAAGACUUCACCACCGGUGUCAAGAAAGGAGAAGCUGUCAUUCAGGGAACAUCGCGAGCUUGCUGCAAAGAAGCACUCGUCAGACUGGCACAGGAAAGACAGCUCUUGGUUGGUGGAAAACCUGAAGAAGAAAGGACAUGUUGAUAAGACUAUAGCACAACGAGCUAACACUAACAGCAAGGACCUGCCAUCCUAUACAAAAACAAAGCACAGACUGGAGCGGUCUUGUUCACAAGAGGCAAGGCUAGAUGAUACCUCCAUAGAGGACCUGGCUGGCUACUUUGACCAGCUAGUCUACAUCCCAAAGAAAAUGUCGGCCAUGGCUGAAAUGAUGUACACAUGACAGUGUAUGUUUAUGUAAAUAAUGACGGUCUCAAUCUCAAAUUUUAGCUUUGGUGAAAGGACGCAAUGAGUUGCAUGCAACAAAAAGCUAUAUCAAAGUGAACUGCUAUUUAAUAUAUAACCUAUUCUACAUGAUAGUGUAUGAUAAAGGUUUGUUGAAGGGCUUUAUCUAUAACAAUGACAAGGUAUGAAUAGUGCUUACUAAUGCCUACAUCUAUAAGGAUAUUAGCACAAAAGUGCUACAUGUAUUACCUAUAGUAGAUUGUAGGAGGAUUGUUGAAAUAUUUAGAUGCAAUGGCUUUGCAUGUUAAAGUUGGCAGUCAGACUUUUUUUGCAGAACAUUGCAUUCGUGAUAAAGGCUAACCAGGAAGAGUGUUAGGAAAGUUUUGUUGUAUUGGAACAUAAGUUAUUCAGCCUGUCUGAAUUGAACAUGAAAUACUGUUUGUUAUGUUGUGAGUAAAGAUCCGUAAUGGCCCCGUGAACAGAAAUCCUUGAGCUAAGGGAGAUAUCAAAGAGGGGGUGUUUAGUUUUGUUUAUUGCACAGCUACUUUUGAAUUAUCGACACUGUGGGAGCCGUUAGAUUUGGGUCAGUUGUCAAUCCCUAAAGUAUAUUUGUAGCUUGAUAAUGCCCUACAUUUCGCAUUGUAUGAUUAAUGAAGAAUAAGUUGGUAAGGCCAUGUCAAACACCUGGUGAGUUAUGUCCAUAUUUCUUGAUAGCUAGAAGGUUGGCAAAUUUAAAGAUAGCCAGAGACUGGAGGGUAUUUAUCUAAGAAAUCUGUUCCUUUGCAAAAUGUCACCUAGACCUCACAGACGCCUUGUUGGCCUAUCAAUUUUCCUGCUGUUUAAAAGGGAUAUUAUAGACUGACAAUUCCUGUUUGAAUAGUUAAGACUUUGAAUGCGGUAAAGUUGAUACUGUUAUUCACAAAGUGCUUCUGACUUUGCGACAACCGAAUACUGAUCACGUUUAAUUGUUGGUGCAGUAUGUUACAAGUCGUGCCAUUAAAUUAUUAACGUUACCACCAUA
Messenger RNA from Branchiostoma floridae (Florida lancelet), 2145 nucleotides. RefSeq names its product oxidative stress-responsive serine-rich protein 1-like. The transcript has 3 exons. Bases 172 to 1122 code for a protein of 316 amino acids. The record is from RefSeq and is a predicted model, not a curated record. Lineage: Eukaryota; Metazoa; Chordata; Leptocardii; Amphioxiformes; Branchiostomatidae. Gene Ontology annotation, biological process: cellular response to hydrogen peroxide.